CUAAAUCCACCCUUAUACACAUGGGCGCAGAAAUUUGUGCGGUUCCACAACAAAUCAUCUUUGGAACUCGCAGUUCAACUUUUUCUGAUAUUAGAAAUCAUUCCUGUAGUCAUUGCUUCAUUUCAUCAAGAAUUUGCUACAUCGAUAAUGUCGUCACAAAAGCAACUGCUGGAUGGGACAGAUGUUUCCGAACUAACUUAUUCAGCAUUACCGUCUACAUGGGGUCGAAUAUCAUCCUGGGCAUCAGAAAACAAGGCAGUCGUGUAUACUGUAGCUGGAAUAGCUAUUGUAGUAACAGGGGCUGGGGUAGCGUACUAUCUAAUAGACUCGGAAUCCUCACGAUCAUCCCCCAAAAAGCAUAACAAGAAAGAAAAACGGAGAAAACGGGAAGAUGCAAAAAAGACCGUCGAUGGUACGAAGGAAAGCUUGGAAUCUCAGCCUAAAGCCCCAGUUGCAGAACCCACCGCUGAAUUACCUGAAAUCAAUGAGAAGACAGUAGAAAACUUCUCCACUGAAGAGAGAAAAGCAAUUGCGGCUAGAUUAAAAUCGGCUGGUAACACUGCCUACGGCGCCAAGGAUUAUUCUAAAGCUAUUGAGCUGUAUGGUCAAGCUAUCCUUUGCAAACCAGAUCCUAUCUACUAUUCAAAUCGCGCCGCAUGUUAUAAUGCACUAAGCGAGUGGGAAAAAGUAAUUGAUGAUACCACUAAUGCCAUCAAUCUAAACAACGAAUACGUUAAAGCUCUAAAUCGUAGAGCAGUCGCGUACGAGCAUCUGGAUAAAAAUAGUGAGGCGCUUUUAGAUUUUACCGCAAGUUGUAUAAUAGAUGGCUUCCAAAAUGAAUCAAGUGCAAAUUCUGUUGAGAGGUUACUCAAGAAGGUAGCCGAAACAAAGGGAAAGUUGAUACUUGCAAACAAGCACAAACAAUUACCUAGUCCAACUUUUGUAACAAACUACCUUCAAAGUUUCCGAGCCCGACCAGCUCCUGUUGGACUAGAGGAGAGUGCUGAGAUACCUGAGAACUCGGGUAAAGCUUAUUUACAGGCAGGAUUACGUGACAUGGUCAAGAAAACCAGAGAGGGUUAUCAGAAAGCUGCAGACUCAUUCGAUAAGGCCUUAGAAAUUGGAGAUCUUGGGAAUCAUGAAGCCUUUGCCUACAACAUGCGGGGAACUUUUCGAUAUCUCCGUGGUGAAAAUCUGGAGGCUUUAGGUGAUCUAACUAAAAGUAUUGAACUUCAACCAGACCUCAUUCAAAGCUACAUCAAGCGAGCAAGUAUGAAUCUAGAGCUUGGUAACAAAUCAGCUGCUGUAGAAGACUUUGAAAAUGCGACUCUUCAAAAUAACAGAGAUCCAGAUAUAUUUUAUCAUCGUGCACAGCUACAUUUUAUUUUGGGCGAGUACGCCGAAGCAGCAAAGGAUUAUCAAGUCUCUAUUGAUCUAGACAACGAUUUUAUCUUUUCUCACAUUCAACUUGGUGUAACUCAGUACAAAUUAGGAUCAAUCGCAUCAUCCAUGGCAACCUUCCAAAGAUGUACCAAAAACUUCGAGCAAAUACCAGACGUCUAUAACUACUAUGGAGAAUUGUUAUUAGAUCAACAAAAGUUCCAAGAAGCUAUUGAAAAAUUUGACACAGCUAUUAAGAUGGAAGAGCGAACUAAACCAGAAGGUAUUAAUGUACUGCCUCUAAUUAACAAAGCUUUGGCUUUAUUCCAAUGGAACAAAGACUACGUAGAGGCUGAGAAACUAUGUCAGAAGGCUCUCACAAUCGACCCCGAAUGUGACAUAGCGGUUGCGACAAUGGCACAACUUCUACUUCAACAAGGUAAAGUUACAGAAGCACUUAAGCACUUCGAACGUGCUGCUGAACUCGCCCGGACUGAAGGCGAAAUUAUAAAUGCCCUAUCAUAUGCCGAAGCUACAAGAACUCAAGUUCAUGUGCAAGAGAAAUAUCCACAGCUUGCCAGUCGCCUGCAAGGAACUGAUCUAAACGGUGGGAUAUACCAGACAUGA
This is a messenger RNA of Blumeria graminis f. sp. triticale, 2007 nucleotides long. Lineage: Eukaryota; Fungi; Ascomycota; Leotiomycetes; Helotiales; Erysiphaceae. The record is from the annotation of a GenBank genome assembly.